This is a messenger RNA of Paramuricea clavata, 1863 nucleotides long. The record is from the annotation of a GenBank genome assembly. Lineage: Eukaryota; Metazoa; Cnidaria; Anthozoa; Malacalcyonacea; Plexauridae.
AUGCCACCGAAAAAGUCUUCUCAACAAUCUGGCGAUGGCGCCUCUGGAACAAGUGUUAAUCUACCUUUUAUCUCGGCGGAAAUCGGAAAACUUACUAAACUUGAUAUUAGCAGCUGUUCUCCUGAAGGAUUUGAGAUACGGAAACAGCGAUGGGACUCUGUUAUGACGAUUACUCGGUUUUAUGAACUCUCAAAUGAAACUCAAAAAGCUCUCUUUAUUAAUGUACUUUGUGAUGAUACUAUCAAACGAAUGAACAACCUAGGACAACAAGAUGUUCAAACUCUCAUUGAAUCUUUUCAACGCCAGGUAUGUGGCAGUUCAAAUAUAUUUGUGCAUGAAUAUGAAUUCCACAAACGAGUACAAGGCUCGAAUGAAUCGUUUGACGAGUUUUACAAUGAUCUACAAACACUAUUAAAUAAAUGUCAAUACAAGGACGGUUGCCAGAGCUCAACACGAAUGUCGUGUAAGAACCGAAUUCUCUUGGCACGUCUCGUGGCCGGUAUAAAGUCUCAUGAUAUAAGAAAGGGACUUCCCUGUAUUCAAGACCUUACUCUUGACAAAGCUGUACAAUAUUUCCAAGUAGAUGAAGCUACCUCUUCCCAAGCUGAUAAGUUUUUAACUAAAGUUAACAAGACUGGAGCCUCUACAUACAGACAAAAGAAAUUUCCUUAUAACACUGGGAAAGGGGGCCAGUCUCCACCUACAAGGGAUGAAAAUUUGCGAAAAUGCAAAUUUUGCAUGAAGUAUCAUGUUUUCAAGAAGGAAUUUUGCCCUGCAAAGGACUCUGUUUGUAGGGAUUGUCAAAACAAAGGUCACUGGGCUAAAUCUGUCAUGUGCCCGAAGUCCUCUAAACCAACAGGUGACCCUGUUGAUCCUGACAAGAAAGUUACUGACGAAUCUUCUAAGCUUGGUUCCGCCACUAAACCAACUCUUAAAGUCAUUUCAGCUGAUCAAGAACUACCCGUUACUUCUGAUGUCUCUGUCAAAGCCAUCACCAUUCCUAGUGUUGGUAAGCACUACUACACUGAUUUUAUACUUGGUAACCACAACUGGAAGCAAAAAUGCAUGAUUGAUCCUGGCUCCAACAUUAACUGUGUCGGUUAUGAUUGGAUUACCCGUUUUGACACCCCUGAGUGGUCAUACAAUCUUGAAUGUGGUUCCAUCAAGACCGCUGGAGGUCAUAACCUGGAUGUCGAAGCUCGAGUUCUCCUAAAGAUUUCGUGGCCUCCAGAAAAUCCCACCAUUUCUGUUGAUCAGUGGUUCUAUAUCGUUCAUGGUGAAGAUGGUAUUAUCCUUGGUACUCCUGCAUGUCAUGCACUUGGUGUGAUUGAUGAUGACUGGCCUAUUUCUACACUACUUCAGAACCUUAACCAUCCCUCAUCAGUGAAUACCCUCAACGCAUCAGAAAACAACCCCCAGAUAUGUGACAACAAACCGACCGAAGUCGACCAUCCGGUUCCAAACCCUCCCACGUCUGAUGAUGAACUUUUGUCUGAUUUGAAUUGGCAACCUACCUCCUGUCCUUCUGAAUCAUCAGUCAAAGUCACUUCUGUUAUUGCAAAUGGACAGAACAUUAACUAUUCUGAGGACACAAAUUUCACUCCUCUUCUGCAAUCUUAUAAUGAUAUUUUUGAUGACACAAUUCUCCCGGAGAUGAAAGGUGAUGCCUUCAAGAUUAACUCAAACCUGAUGUUCAACCCUAUGCCCAAGCGAAAGCAAGGAAAAUCCCGAUUCCCUACAUGGAUCAACUUAAGAAGCAACUUGAUGAAAUGGAACGUCUUGGUGUUAUCUCAGUCCAUGAAGAACCAAGCACUUGGUGUCAUCCAAUCGUUAUUGCACCUAAGAAAGAUAGUGACGAACUGA